UUUCAAACGUAAGAUGACGAGAAAAUCAUAGUCAAAAUUACAGGGAAAAACGAAAAUCUGCCGUUCUGCGACAAGGAAAUCUCAAAUCUCAGGCUUUGUAUCCACAUAUAUAAUUGCCCAAAAUUCUCGCCCAGCCCUUGAAUUUUGUAACAGAACCCUCUCUUCCCUCCCUCGAAUUUCCCCCUUUCCCUCACACUCUAACUUACGCCCAAAGCUUCUCCCUCUGAUACCCUUUUUCGUCUCCGAUUGUCGGUCGCCGGAGGUAUUUUCAGCUGCCGUGAGCUUCUGAGAGGCCAUCCUCAGGUGGGUCUUCAUGGGUUUCAUCUGAUGUUUCUCUAUUGAUUAGUUUAUAUUACGUGGUCAUUAGUUUCUGGAGCAUUCUUUUGGAGAACUUGGUGAUUAUUCAGUGAUUCUAUGAACAACUAUUGACUUUUUUGGCAAAUGAUUGGGUUGAGAGUUAUUUCUUUCAGUUUCUUUUGAAAGCUUAUAUAACUGACUAGUAGAGAUGAACGUAGUGGGUUUUGAUAUUGGAAAUGAGAAUUGUGUCAUUGCUGUGUCGAGGCAACGUGGUAUUGAUGUCCUGUUAAACGAGGAAUCACAACGAGAAACACCCGCAGUGGUAUGUUUUGGGGAAAAGCAGCGGUUUUUGGGGUCUGCAGGUGCUGCAUCUGCUAUUAUGAACCCGAGAUCCACAAUAACUCAGGUAAAGAGAUUGAUUGGACGUAACUUUGGCGAGCCAGAUGUUCAAAAGGAUCUCAAAAGGCUUCCUUUUGAAACAUCCGAAGCCCUUGAUGGCAGCAUUUUGGUUCACGUGAAACACUUGGGGGAGACUCAUACAUUUACUCCAGUUCAGAUCAUGGCAAUGCUCUUUGCAAAUUUGAGAGACGUAACAGAGAAAAGUUUGGGAACACCAUUUUCAGAUUGCGUUAUUGGCAUUCCAUCGUAUUUUACAGAUUUGCAGAGACGUUUAUAUUUGAAUGCUGCUGCUAUUGCUGGUUUAAAGCCUUUGAGACUCAUGCAUGACUGUACUGCAACCGCACUUAGUUAUGGAAUUUAUAAAACCGAUUUCUCAAAUCCAGGUCCUAUAUACGUUGCUUUUGUUGAUAUUGGUCAUUGUGAUACCCAGGUCUCUAUUGUAUCAUUUGAGACUGGACAUAUGAGGAUAAUGUCACAUACCUACGAUAGAAAUUUAGGAGGGAGAGAUUUUGAUGAGGUUUUGUUCAGCCACUUUGCUGCGGAAUUCAAGAAGCAGUAUGAUAUAGAUGUAAAUUCUAAUGUCAAGGCUUGUAUCAGAUUGCAGGCAGCUUGUGAGAAGCUGAAGAAAGUUCUGAGUGCAAAUUUAGAGGCACCUCUUAAUAUUGAAUGUUUGAUGGACGAGAAAGACGUUAAGGGAUUUAUCAAAAGAGAAGAAUUUGAAAAUCUUGCUUCUGGGUUAUUGGAGAGGAUUAGCAUUCCUUGUACCAGAGUCUUAGCUGAUGCAGGAUUAACUGUAGAAAAAAUCCAUUCUGUUGAGCUUGUUGGAUCAGGGUCAAGGAUCCCUGCAGUAACUAGGUUAUUGACUUCUGUAUUCAAGAAAGAACCCAGUCGCAAACUUAAUGCUAGUGAAUGUGUAGCGCGUGGCUGUGCUCUACAUUGUGCGAUGCUGAGCCCAGUUUUUCGGGUCAGAGAUUAUGAGGUUCAGGAUUCAUUCCCUUUCUCCAUUGGGUUCUCAUCAGAUGCAGGCCCAAUUAGCUUGGAUUUAAAUAGUGUACUAUUUCCCAAAGGCCAGCACAUUCCAAGUACUAAAGUUCUGUCAUUCCAGCGUGCCAGUUUAUUCCAUUUAGAAGCCGUCUAUACUAAUCUGGAUGAACUACCUCCUGGCACGUCUUCAAAAAUUGGCUGUUUUACAAUGCAGAUUGGUCCGGUCCAAGGUUCUAACAACUCGAAUGCAAGGGUUAAAGUUAAAGUCCAGUUAAAUAUGAACGGCAUCAUUACUGUUGAAUCAGCUAUUUUCGUAGAGGAUAAUGUAGAUGAACAAAUACCAAAGAGAGAUGCUGCUCAUUCAAACACAGAAAAAAUGGAGACCGAGUUCGAGGCUUCUUCCUGUUCCGAGUCUGAUGUUUCAAGAAAAGCUAGGAGCACAAGGAGGAUUGAGAUACCAGUUAGUGAACACAUAUAUGGUGGAAUGACCAAGGCUGAGCUCUCAGAAGCCCAAGAAAGAGAACUCCAACUUGCCCAACAGGAUAAAAAUAUGGAACAAGCUAAAAAUAAGAAGAAUGCUUUAGAGUCAUAUGUCUAUGAGAUGAGGAAUAAGCUUUUCAACACAUAUCGGAGUUUCGCUAGUGACCAAGAGCGAGAAGGCAUCUCCUCAAGCCUCCAGCAAACAGAGGAGUGGCUAUAUGAGGAUGGAGAUGAUGAGACAGAGAGUGCUUAUUCUUCUAAGUUGGAUGACCUUAAGAAGUUGGUGGAUCCUAUAAUUAACCGAUACGAAGAUGAAGAAGCAAGAGCACAAGCUAAAACACAUCUGUUAAAGCGUAUUUCCGAUUAUAGGAAAACUGGGGAUUCACUUUCGCCUCAAGUUCGAGCAUUGAUCCUCGAUGAGUGCAACAGAGCAGAGCAGUGGCUAACAGAGAAAAGCCAACAACAAGAGUUGUUGCCAAAAAACACUGAACCUUUGUUAUGGUCAAGUGAGAUCAAAACUCGGGAAGCGGAUUUCGACAAGAGAUGCCAGAGAAUCUUGGAUCCUAUGUCUUCUCAGUCACAUUCAGGAGAUUCCAAGGAACCAAACCAUCAAAAUUCUUCUGACAAUCAUUCUUAAAAGGCAAAAACAUUGAUUUUUCUUAGGAUUGAUCAAAGAUUAUGAUUAUUGUUCCUCUCACAAAAGUGGAUCAUAUCUCUUGCCACUGUUGCUAAGUCAGAAUGAAGGAGGUGAUGACAGAUCCAAGUAUUAACCAAAUCGGCUCAUGUUGUCUUUU
Momordica charantia (bitter melon) is the source of this 2954-nucleotide messenger RNA. Its product is annotated as heat shock protein 70 (Hsp 70) family protein. Gene Ontology annotation, biological process: protein folding. The record is from RefSeq and is a predicted model, not a curated record. Lineage: Eukaryota; Viridiplantae; Streptophyta; Magnoliopsida; Cucurbitales; Cucurbitaceae. Gene Ontology annotation, cellular component: cytosol; nucleus. Gene Ontology annotation, molecular function: ATP binding; ATP-dependent protein folding chaperone.